Aspergillus nidulans FGSC A4 is the source of this 2730-nucleotide messenger RNA. RefSeq names its product chloride channel protein clcA. The record is from RefSeq and is a predicted model, not a curated record. Gene Ontology annotation, biological process: transmembrane transport; chloride transport. Gene Ontology annotation, molecular function: chloride transmembrane transporter activity. The coding region runs from base 1 to 2730 and encodes 909 amino acids. Gene Ontology annotation, cellular component: membrane. NCBI's taxonomy places the organism in Eukaryota, Fungi, Ascomycota, Eurotiomycetes, Eurotiales, Aspergillaceae. The transcript has 2 exons.
AUGCCCCGAUCGAUUCCGUCCUAUUUCACUUCCGCUCCACCGGCGGAAGAGCACCACGACCCGGAGAAUGUCAGCCCAGGCCCAAGACUUAACCCACGAACCGCUCCGCCGUCCCCGUCCGUCAUGCGGAGAACCUACAGCCAUCUAUCAGAAUCACAUACUGCCUACCAGUCUUUGGAGCCGCCCUUAGAGGCUGGUGAGACCACCAGCCUCUUGGGCAAGGCGAAGGAAGGGGGCUCUGGCCGGAUGGAGCCGCAACGGUCCUAUACUACUUUUUCUGCAUCCUCUGGGCCUGAAUCGGGAUUCAGGUAUACGCUCCUGGGGAGUAGUCUGCGCCGGUCGCGUCACCAUAGCCGGGCGAACUCGGUACAUCAGCGGUUCAGUCGGCGGGCCAGCAUGGAUGAGGUUCCGGUUGAGAGCACGGCUGCUUCGAUUAAAGAUGCUAUGACCUCGUCGUUCAUGGACGACCGGUUGUGGUAUGACCAGUUCACCUCGACGGACUGGGUGCAUGAUAGUGUGGCUGACGGGGUGCGGCUACGGGAGCUGCGACGGAGGAAGGAUAUACGCGGUCGACUUUUGGCCUUGUUUGAUGGCGCGCAGGGCUGGAUUCUGGUUGCGUUGAUUGGAUGCAUCGUUGCGGCGAUUGCAUACUUUGUCGAUAUCACAGAGGAGUACGUUUUUGGGUUGAAGAAUGGGAUUUGCACGACUGGUUGGUUGCGAAGUCGGGAGACUUGCUGCGCGGAUGAGGAAGAGUGUCCUGCUUGGCGGUCGUGGUCGGAGAUGAUGAACCACCAUGGUGGAGGGAGUGUUUCGGUUGAUUUCGGGAUCUACGUCUUGUGGUCGGUGAUUCUUGCCGCUAUCUCUUGUCUUUUGACGUUACUCACCAAGACGGUCGUCCCGUCAUCGGUAUCGCUGACUACGUUGGACGAGAACCUGGGUGCCAACGGCUCCAGACAAGCCACCGAAGCUGAUGGCUCGCCCGCGUCGGUGUCCGGCUCGUCUCCAUAUCCGCCGCUGCCGCUGCGUCCUGACAUGGUCUACUAUUCGGCUGCUGGUAGCGGUGUCGCCGAGGUAAAGGUUAUCAAUAGCGGCUUUGUCCUGCACGGUUACCUUGGCUUUAAGACGCUAGUUAUCAAGACAUUGGCUCUAAUCUUCAGUGUGGCCUCCGGUCUCAGUCUCGGAAAGGAGGGCCCGUACGUCCAUAUCGCGACUUGCGUUGGAAACAUAGCCUGCCGGCUGUUUAGUAAGUACAAUCUCAACGAUGGCAAACGACGUGAGGUCCUCAGUGCCAGUGCUGCCAGUGGUGUGGCCGUAGCAUUUGGAGCACCGAUCGGCGGUGUUCUAUUUAGCCUCGAGGAAGUCAGCUACUACUUUCCGCCAAAGACCCUCUUCCGGACAUUCUUCUGCUGUAUUGCCGCUGCUCUAUCGCUCAAGUUCUUCAACCCGUACGGCACUGGCAAAAUAGUUUUGUUCGAAGUCCGGUAUCUUGGCGAUUGGGAGAUCUUUGAGCUGGCCAUUUUCAUGUUUUUGGGUGUUCUUGGGGGCGCAGCAGGUGCUCUCUUCAUCAAGGCUUCAAGCAUAUGGGCUAAGUCGUUCCGUCGCAUCCCCGUCAUCAAGCGCUGGCCACUCUUUGAGGUUGGCCUCGUAGCAUUGGUGACUGGACUGAUCAGCUUCUGGAACCCUUACACGAAACUGCCGGUAACAGAGCUGCUGUUCCAAUUAGCCAGUCCGUGCGAGCACUCAACUUCAGACGGACUGUGCCCCCAUCCGGAAGGUAUUGGCGAGGUUAUCCGCGCACUUACCAUAGCAUUCGUGAUCAAAAGCUUUUUGACAAUCGUCACAUUCGGCAUUAAGGUCCCUGCCGGUAUUUAUGUCCCCUCAAUGGUAGUCGGUGGUCUUAUGGGCCGCAUUGUUGGCCAUGUGACCCAGUAUCUGGCGCUGCAGUACCCCAACUUCUUCCUCUUCGGAUCCUCGUGCGCCGCUGGUACAGGCAUGGAAUCUUGUGUAACACCUGGAGUUUACGCCAUGGUUGCUGCAGGUGCGACCAUGUGUGGAGUCACGCGCUUAUCCGUCACCCUUGCUGUUAUCUUGUUCGAGUUAACCGGCAGCCUGGACCACGUCUUGCCAUUUUCGUUGGCUGUUCUUUGCGCAAAGUGGACUGCCGACGCCAUUGAGCCGCAUAGUAUCUAUGACUUCCUAACUGAAAUGAAUUCCUACCCCUUCCUCGACAACAAACUCCAGACUGUCUCCGACGCCGUGCUCGGCGACAUAGUGCGCCCAAUCCGCCGCAGCCGACUCAUUGAUAUUACUGAGACACCGCUCGUCCCGGCACGCGAGCUCCGCUCCAAGCUCCAGCAUCUCCUUAUGGCAGGCGAGCUAGAUAGUGGUCUUCCGAUCCUCCGCGACGGUGUCUUAAUAGGGCUUAUCCCGGCGCCGGACCUGGAGUAUGCCCUCGAUAACCUUGAAGAUGAGGAUCGAACAUCUUGUCUCAUGGCUACUGAUACCUCGUCUGUUGUAUCCGACACGGACGAUGAGGAUACGCUGCAAGUGGAUUUCACGAAGUAUAUAGAUCCGGCGCCCCUUGCCCUGGACAUCCACUCCCCCAUAGAUCUUGUUUACCAAUGCUUCGUCAAACUUGGCUUGCGCUAUCUCUGCGUUUUGCAUGAUGGGCAGUAUGCGGGACUUGUACACAAAAAGGCUUUUGUGAAGUUUAUGAAAGAGCAGCACUAG